AUGGUUGCUUUUGCGAAGAUAAGGGUCGGCAUUUGUGAUCGUAGGCGACUUGAGUCAGCUUCGCAUUUUGCGAAGCUUUUGGCGCAUUUGCAAAGGGGGGCAUGUUCGCAUUCCCGAGAUAAUUUUCGUAUUUGCAACAUCUGGGCUUCUGAUGCAAAAUUUGCAUUUGUGACAUGUGCUUCGCAUUUGCGGUGCAGGCCUGAAAUAGAUGGAGUCAAUAAUAAAGAUGGCUGCGAUCCCUGUGACUGCGACAUAGCUGGAUGCGACCCAUGUGGCUGUGAUACUGAUGGCUGUGACUCGAGUGGCUUUGAUAUGGAUCGAUGCGAUCCAUUUGGUUGUGAUACUGAUGGAUGUGACCUGAGUGGCUGUGACAUGGAUGGAUACGAUCCAUAUGGCUGUGACAUGGAUGGAUGCGAUCCAUGUGGCUGUGAUAUGUAG
Molecule: messenger RNA, 438 nt
Organism: Nicotiana tabacum (common tobacco)
Lineage: Eukaryota; Viridiplantae; Streptophyta; Magnoliopsida; Solanales; Solanaceae
Source: RefSeq, a predicted model, not a curated record